This is a messenger RNA of Humulus lupulus (European hop), 1485 nucleotides long. RefSeq names its product DNA-directed RNA polymerases II and IV subunit 5A-like. Lineage: Eukaryota; Viridiplantae; Streptophyta; Magnoliopsida; Rosales; Cannabaceae. Gene Ontology annotation, biological process: DNA-templated transcription. Bases 560 to 1180 code for a protein of 206 amino acids. The transcript has 6 exons. Gene Ontology annotation, cellular component: RNA polymerase III complex; RNA polymerase I complex; RNA polymerase II, core complex. The record is from RefSeq and is a predicted model, not a curated record. Gene Ontology annotation, molecular function: DNA binding; DNA-directed RNA polymerase activity.
UUUCUUCAUUUGAAACAAUCGCUCGUUUCUCAGCCCCUGACGUCGACCCUCACUCUGUCGCGCAUCUCCCCGACCCUCACUCAAUCUCAGACUCAGUUUCCUUUCUCACUAGUCGGCGGCGCAGCCUCCUCCCUUCGAUUGUUAGCGGCGCGGGCGAACGAAGCUUCUCCUCUUCCUCUCUCGUCGGCGCGGGCGCAGAGUCUUCUCCCCCUCACUAUCGUAGGCGGCGCAGCAUCUAUUUCCUCUUCCUCUCUUUCGUCGGCGCCUGACUGCCUCCUUCACCCACGGCCACGGCCGGUCACUUAGAGAAGAAGAAUAUCGAAGCUGCAAUUUGUGGAUUGGACCUCUUGAGGGUAUUCAAUUUUUUGAGGUGAUUUUGAGACGUUUCAGUGGAUACUUUUGAGGGUUUUGCAUCAAGUUUGAAGCGUGAGGUACCCGAACCCGCACAAAACCGUUUGUGCCAAAGUUGUAAUCAUACUCCAUCAAAAAUAAGAAUUAGCUCUUCCCUUUCCCUUGCCGCCUUCAUCACAACUAAUCAACACUACACAGAGAGGGAAAGAUGGUUUUGCCAGAAGAUGAAAUUACAAGGCUUUUCAGGGUUAGAAAAACAGUGAUGCAAAUGCUCAAGGAUCGUAAUUAUUUAGUUGGAGAUUUUGAGAUUAACAUGACCAGAGAACAAUUCAGAAACAAGUAUGGUGAGAGCAUGAAAAGGGAAGACCUAACCAUCAGUAAAGCUAAGAGGAACGAUAGCUCUGAUCAGAUUUAUGUGUUUUUCCCAGAGGAACCGAAGGUGGGUGUCAAGACAAUGAAGAGUUACACCAACCGGAUGAAGUCAGAAAAUGUUGUCAGAGCAAUGUUGGUUGUUCAACAGAAUUUGACUCCCUUCGCUCGCACUUGUAUAAGUGAGAUAUCUUCCAAGUUCCACUUGGAGGUUUUUCAGGAAGCUGAAUUACUAAUCAACAUCAAAGAGCAUGUUCUUGUUCCUGAGCAUCAAGUCCUCACAAAUGAGGAAAAGAAGACUUUGUUGGAGCGGUAUACAGUGAAAGAAACUCAGCUUCCUCGCAUUCAAGUUACUGAUCCUGUGGCAAGAUACUAUGGACUGAAGCGUGGACAAGUUGUGAAGAUAAUCCGGCCGAGUGAGACAGCAGGGCGAUAUAUUACCUACCGAUACGUUGUGUAGUAACAAGGCCGAGAGAACUGAAGGGCAAUGCCACUCCUUGUUUGUUGUACUCAGUGUUUGAGAACCUAAUUUAAAAAUUGGCAUUUGAGCCUAAAUUAAGGUUGAGUGAAGUGUCUUGAUCCCAUUUUUAGGCCAAUUUAAAGAAACAGAGAGUCUUAGCUACAACUCAUUUUUGGCCUCAUCAUCGUCCAACUCUAGGCAUGGAUUAAUAGAAGCUAGAAAUACUAAAAAUUUCUCAUGUGUUGUAAACAGAAAUAAUCAGUCAUACUUAACUUACUCAAUUGGGAUGGAGGCCCCUUUCUUCA